This is a messenger RNA of Solanum stenotomum, 3093 nucleotides long. RefSeq lists its product as uncharacterized. The transcript has 4 exons. Lineage: Eukaryota; Viridiplantae; Streptophyta; Magnoliopsida; Solanales; Solanaceae. The record is from RefSeq and is a predicted model, not a curated record. The coding region runs from base 1 to 3093 and encodes 1030 amino acids.
AUGGCACCUAAUAAAGAAUGGAUGCAACUUUUUGAUGAUCGACUUGAUAAUGCUUAUGUGCUUGGGGUGGAGAAAAUUUUGAAUUAUUCUUUUACAAAGUUAGGAGAAAAACAAAAAAUACGUUGUCCAUGUAUGAAAUGUUGUAAUGCAUCUUCAAGAACUCGUGAGAUGGUUAGGUCACAUUUAUUGGUACAUGGAAUUGUCCGAAGUUAUACUUUUUGGUAUCAUCAUGGGGAGAGGUUACAUGAACCAGAGUCAGAUUCUGAAUUUGUAGACAAUAAUGACAUUGAAAGGGAUGAUGAGGAGGAUGAAAUACAUGAGAUUUUAGGGGAUUUAUAUCCUAAUUUGAAUGAAGUCAUUAUGAACAUAGAUGGUGAUGAUUUUAUUGAGGAAGCAAAACAAUUUUAUAGUCAUUUAAAAGAUUUUGAGCAACCAAUCUAUGAAGGUUCCAAAGAUUCUAAACUUUCUACUUUGGUCAAAUUACUUCAUAUAAAAAGUAUUGGUAAAUGGAGUAAUGCGUCAUUUACAAUGUUGUUGAAGAUGUUGAAGGAAGAUGGAUCAAAUUUGCCAACUUCAUAUUACAAUGCAAAAAAGAUAAUUUGGGAGCUUGGAUUUUCUUACCAGAAAAUUGAUGCAUGUAAGAAUAAUUGCACGUUGUAUUGGAAGGAUGAUGCGCUUCUUGAAUCUUGCAAAGUAUGUGGAACAUCUAGAUGGAAGGAGGAUAAACGUAAUAGGGAAACAAAAUUUAAGCAUGGGAAAAAGAUACCAUGCAAGAUUUUGCGUUAUUUUCCUCUAAAGCCAAGACUUGGAAGACUGUUUAUGUCUUCAAAAACAUCUUCUUUGAUGAGGUGGCAUCAUGAUGAGAGAAUUAAUGAUGGAAUAAUGAAGCAUCCCGCUGAUUCAGUAGCUUGGAAGACACUGGAUGAACUUCACCCAUCUUUUGCUACUGAACCACGUAAGGUUCUACUUGGACUUGCUAGUGAUGGUUUUCAACCUUUUAAAAGUACAAAAACUCCACAUAGCAUUUGGCCUGUGGUAUUGAUUCCUUAUAACUUACCACCUUGGUUAUGCAUGAAGCAAGAAAAUUUUAUUUUAUCGAUGCUUAUUCUAUGCCCUGAAAGUCCCGGAGAUACAAUUGAUGUUUAUCUCCAACCUUUCAUAGAAGAAUUAAUGGAAUUGUGGGAAACUGGUGUGAAGACCUUUGAUGCAUCAUCUAGACAAAAUUUUAUGUUACAUGCAUCUUUGUUAUGGACCAUUAAUGACUUUCCUGCAUAUGCAAAUUUGUCAGGAUGGAGUACCAAAGGAAAAUUGGCUUGCCCAUGUUGUAAUAAAGAAACUCUUUCAAUUUGGUUGAAAAAUGGGAAUAAACAGUGUUAUAUGCGCCAUAGACGCUUUCUUCCUCGUAAUCACAAAUGGAGGAAUGAUAAAGAUUCUUUUGAUGGCACUAAAGAGCAUAAAUUACCACCAAAAAUGUUAUCUGGUAAUGAUAUACUUGAUCAAGUGGCUGAUUUAGAUGUUAACAUACAAUCAAAGGAUCCAAAGAAAAAGACUAAAAUAUCACAUGGUAAUAGGGUUGAUAAUUGGAAUAAGAAGAGCAUUUUCUUUGAUCUUCCAUAUUGGAAAACUCUAUUGUUGCGACAUAACUUAGAUGUGAUGCACAUUGAGAAAAAUAUAUAUGAUAACCUUUUGGGAACAAUAUUAAAUGUCAAAGGAAAAACCAAAGAUACCAUAAAUUCUCGAUUGGAUUUGGAAGUAAUAGACAUUAAGAAAGAAUUGCAUCCGAUAAAAAAAGGGGAUAAAUAUGAGUUACCAACUGCAUGUUACACAUUAUCUCCUAAAGAGAAGCAUAAAUUUUUCAAUUUCUUGAAGAAUUUGAAGGUCCCAUAUGGAUUUUCAUCCAAUAUAUCUCAGUGUGUCAAUCUUAAAGAUCGCAAACUUUCAGGAUUGAAAAGUCAUGAUUACCACGUUAUUCUGCAACAUCUACUCCCACUUGCAAUACGUGGUAUGCUAUUUAAAUCUGUACUUGAACCACUUAUUGAGUUGUCUAUAUUUUUCAACAUGCUUAGAGCAAAAUGUUUGAGAGUAGAUGAGCUAGAGAAAAUAGAAGCCCAAAUUCCUAUAACUCUAUGCAAGUUAGAAAAGGUCUUCAUUCCUGCAUUUUUUGAUAUCAUGGUUCACCUGCCAAUUCAUUUAGCUAAUGAAGCUAAGAUUGCUGGACCUAUUCAAUAUCGAUGGAUGUAUCUAGUGGAGCGAUGGUUAUACUUCUUAAAGUCUUUUAUUCGUAAUAGGACUCACCCAGAAGGCUCUAUUGCAGAGGGAUAUAUAGAAACUGAAUGUAUGACUUUAUGUUCAAGGUAUUUGCAUAUGGUGGAAACAAGAUUUAAUCGCACUGAGCGGAAUUAUGAUGGCGAUUCUAUUGAAUCUGAUGGAGGUUUAACAAUUUUUUCUCAACCUGGAAAAACUUCAAAGUGUGCCACACCAGAAAGUCUUGAAUCAGACGAAUUUGAGCAGCCACACUUUUAUAUUCUAAAGAAUUGUGAUGAAAUUCAACCAUUUCUUGAAGAAUUUUCACAAGUUCCAUUUGAUACCUCUAAGAAUGAUUCAGAGAUCGAAUGGAAUAGUCAAUUCAUUAGUUGGUUACAGAUUAAGGUUGCAAAAUUGUGCAAACAUGAUGAUAGUAAGCAAAUAGAAGAUUUGUUCUCACUAUCACGUGGUCCUCUGCAUAUGGUGAUUGUAGUUGGUGAGACUGAUGAAGAGAAUAAAACUAUUGAUUACUAUGGAGAGUUAACUGAAAUUCUUGAAUUACAAUUUGUUGGUGGAAGAAGAGUGAUGUUGUUUCGAUGUGCAUGGUUUGAUGUGUAUGACCAAGAAAGGGGAAUUAAAGUAGAUGAAUAUGGCUUCGUAAGUGUUAACCGAAAACGAUUAUUGAAAGUAAAUGAGCCUUUUGUAUUAGCCAACCAAGCAUCACAAGUAUUUUAUGUUGACGAUCUUUCGAAUAAAGGAUGGCAUGUUGUGCGAAAGGUUCAACCUCGUGAUUCUUUUGAUAUUGGUGAAAACAAUGAUGGUGAUUUAGAUAAUCUGUUAGAAAUCUAG